This is a messenger RNA of Labrus mixtus (cuckoo wrasse), 2676 nucleotides long. Its product is annotated as interleukin-13 receptor subunit alpha-1-like. The record is from RefSeq and is a predicted model, not a curated record. Gene Ontology annotation, molecular function: protein binding. The coding region runs from base 90 to 1304 and encodes 404 amino acids. NCBI's taxonomy places the organism in Eukaryota, Metazoa, Chordata, Actinopteri, Labriformes, Labridae. The transcript has 10 exons.
UCUGUCUUUACCUGAUCAGGACUCUCUAGAAUUAACCACAACAAGAGUAGUUGUGUUUUCCUCCAGAGGAUCUACAGGAGAGGAACAUCAUGACUUUUCAUAUGGACUUCUUUAUCGCCUUGUUAACAUGCGCCGCAGUGACUCUGGUACUCCACAGUAAAGCAGAUUGCCCUCCUCCACCGACGAGGCUGACACAUCGGUGGAUCGACCCGUUUACCGUGAACGUGUCCUGGGAGAAGCCCCGAGGUGUGCAGGACGGCAGCGAGGUCACGUACAAAUACAGCCUGGUGAAGAACGGAGAAGAAGAAGUCACAGGUACAACGGUGAGGAAUUUCACAGUCACCUGCCUCACAGAAGAGAUGGAUUCUGAUCGCUGGACGUACAGCGUUUGGACGGAUAGCAGUCCAAAUUGUAGAAGCUCCAAUGAGAGCAUGCGGGUCAACAUAACGUUCAAAUACCCCAAACCCAGAGCUAAAGUGGUGAAAGACUUCAAAUGUGUCAUCCACGGCAAUGAGAUGGACUGCUCCUGGAUCCCUGUGGAUCCAUCUCUUAAGCUGAAGCUCUCCUACAGGAUGUGUGGACUUUCAGAGGAAGUUUUAAAAGGUUUAAAGGAGUGCCGCAAGCUUUACAGAAAUGAAACGAGGACCAGUUGUCGCCUGAAAGUCGACGCCACAAUGAGUGACAUCUGCAUCUUUGUGGAGACUGACGCUGGAAUGAGCACCUUUAUAGCUGAGCUUGAGGUCCCUUCACCAAAGAUGAGCGUCAGAGAAGAAGGUGACCAUCUCAAGCUGAGCUGGAAACCUCCAGAGGUCGGGGAACAAUGCGUAUGGUUUUAUGAAGUCUGCUACACCCGUUGCAGUGAUCCUGAAGUUUUGUGCCGGAACAAAACUGUGGUGUCGGGUAGAGAGCACUCGUUAAACAUGCCCUACGAUAACAGCUGCCUUUACCAGAUCCGAUCCAGAGUCAAGACCUACAAAUACUGCAAGAAAAUCUCCAGCGGCUUCAGUGAAGUUGUGACUUACGGUUCUAACAAGCCUCCUGACAGGACGCUGACUGUGGUUGCCAUUGUCCUCCCCAUCAUUCUGUCCAUCUGUGUACUCCUGUCCUGCUACUGCUUCAGGAGACACAGCGCCAUCAUCUGCCCAAACAUACCAGAUCCAUCAGCAAUCUUCAAGGAAAUGAUGAUGAACGGAAACAAAGAUCUAAAGACUCCAGGGAGUCUGUACACGCCGGUGCCAGAGCCCAUUGAACCCUGCAGAAUUACCCCAAUAACUGAAAACAGCGGCCUCCAGCAAAACGUAUGACUUGUUCGUCUGCACGGCGAUGUCUGCAGUGCAGCUGGACCUCCAACUCUGGGUGACUUUGUGUGAGGAGCAUGAACAGUGAAACUUAAUAUCAGGCUGAUAAACUCAGCUAUACUGACCUCUACUGGUUAAAAGCUGCAUAGAUCCACAAGGCAGUGUCUGAGCAAGAAGUGAGAAAGUAGAAUGUAGGGAAUGGGGUCGUCCUGAUGCCGAAGGCGGAAUUUUUAAACUUUGAUGUGACGUUACUACGGCAACAAAAAUAGAAGUCUUAGGCAUACAAUAUUGGUUAAUGUUGGUUAUAUGUAAUUAUGUAAUUACCAAAAUUGCAAGUUGCACAGUCUUAAUUGCACAGAAUUGUGACAACCUGAGAUGAUAAACUCUCCUACUCGUUGUGAAAUUUGAUUGAGGUGGAGCUCAUUUGGAACCGUUUUGUUUGUAUGUAACGACAGACUUUACUUGUAUAUAAUGUGAUGUAAUUUAAUUUAUUACAAAGCAUAAUGUUUUACAAGCUCUUCUUCAUACGUUUUGAAUGCAAAGAAAAUGUAACGUAACCAAAGCUGUAAAAAAAAAAAAAAAUGGCUGUGAAGUAAAUGUACUUAGACUUCAACACUGGACCUCCAAUGCACUUGUUCUGUACAGUUCUGUAUCACUGCAGCUAGGUGCCAACUUCACCCGCCUGAUGUUGGCAACACAAGACAUUAAGCUGCUGUUUGAGUCUCUAAAAAUAUGAACAUACAAGUUCAUAUUUGUAUACACACACGCAGGGCUGCUGAGGAUUUCUAAGGACAGGAUAUGCACUGUAUCCCUGGAGCAACAUAAAAGGUCAUCCAGCUAUGGACCCGGAAAUAUAAACAGGAAGUAAAGGUUUGCCCUGCUGCCUGCUUUGUGCUGAUAUCCUCACGCUGGACUUUUUGAUAGAGUGCAGGACUGCGAGUGGACCAUGUGGAAGCUGUGUCCAAUGUGAACUGAGAGGAAGGCUGGUUCAUCCCUCGAUGACUGCACGACAAGACUAAGUCAUAAAAAAUGGAGACUUGCUUCUGUGGAGGCGAGCAAAUCAACUCAUGGCCACUGGACAAUAGAAAGGAAGCCAUUACCAUAACGUGGAACACAUCAACUUCUUUCUUGUGUCUUCCCUAAAGACUGAACAGGAAGACUAUAUUUGCAUGCAUUGAAAAACAGCUUCAUUUGUGUUGUUGUCAUGGAUACAAAAACUGCCAAAUAAGGAACUGAUGGAAGGAGUACAUGGCAAACAGCACAGGACCACUGCCCUCAUGUCACCACUGGAACGCCCACAGUCCAGUCUAAAUAUCACAGUAAUAAACUGAGUUAUUUAGAAGGAGGAGCUACGGCAAAGGGGAAAUCUUGAAUGUUU